AUGUCUUAUCGCGCAUAUGGUGGAGGCUAUCGUGGACGUGGCGGAAGAGGUGGAAGGGGUGGACAGCACUGGCAACAGACGGCAUGCGAAGAAGAUACGUUUCGCGACCCGAGUAAUUUUAACUCCGGCUCACCGUAUGCAGAGCUGAGGAAUUACUUUAACUCUGUCGAGGGCGUCAAUUACGGAGAACUGAAGUCCCUGACAAACGCGUCCUUUGCACUUUCAGAAUCUGUGCGGUGUACGUUUUUGGCGAUCCAGUCCGAUCCAUUUGCUCCUGGAAGUCAGGUGCGUAUGUCCUGCCCUUGCCCGUUUCAGUUGCAGAAGAUCCUGCAGUGCUCGGAAUUGAGCUCCUGCGUGCCGUGUCGUCGUAUCGCGGCGGAGGACUACAUCCUCCGUUCCUUUCAUGAUGGCCAUCGUCGGGGUGUUGCAAGACACCACAGUGGGGCGUUGCAUGUGAUGCGUCCCUCUCAACAUGUGUUGGAGAGGAGUACGGUUGUCCUGGUGAAUGGCGAUAGGGAGAGAGGAGGGGUGGAGGUGCAUUUGUUUGCGCGGGUGAAGCUGCCGGGUCAUGGACGCCGCAUUGAUGGCCAUGGAGCCAUCCGUAUUUUUUACGAUGAACUUCUCCCGAUAAUGGAGCGUUGUGUUGUUGGCCUCGACGAAGAGGCCCUCUACCAGCAUGUCACCUGCGUCCACGAUCAGGAACAUCUUCGUGGUGAGUUGCGUGCCGCAGGGUGUGUGGCGUUUGUUGCGAAUGGAUCCGUGUUGCCACGCGAAUCAGGGAAUUCCGACAGGCCACUUGGCAAAGGCGCGGUGCCAUUUGUCUCGCCAGCGUCGCUUGAGCGCACAUUUCAUCUGCCGCACAGCGGUGCCACGGUAACGGGCAUGGGCCUCCCGCAUGGGUUGAUACUCAUCGCCGGUGGUGGGUUCCAUGGAAAAUCGACGCUCCUGCGCGCACUGGAAGUGGGGAUUUACAAUCAUGUGCCGGACGACGGCCGGGUGUACGUCACUGUGGACCCAACAGCGGUGAAAAUUCGUGCGGAGGAUCGACGAUCCAUUAAUGGUGUUGAUAUAUCGCCCUUUAUUAAUAACCUUCCGUUCCAAAAGACCACCACCUCAUUUGUCACCUCCGAUGCCAGUGGCAGCACUAGCCAAGCCGCUAAUAUUAUGGAGGCCCUGGAGCUGGGAUCACGGUUGUUGUUGCUUGAUGAAGAUACCUGCGCCACCAACCUGAUGUACCGUGACGAUUUGAUGCAGCAACUUGUGCCACGUGAACAGGAGCCCAUUACCCCAUUCGUGGACCGUGUCACGGACCUGAUACAGAACCAUGGGGUUUCCUCCAUCAUGGUGAUUGGAGGAUCCGGGCAAUAUUUCCCGCACGCCACGGUAACCUUAGUUAUGAAUGCUUACAAGGCUUUUGAUUGCAGCGAACGUGCGAAAGAAAUUUCGAGAACUUUCAUGUCGUCUGUGCAACCGCCCAAAAAAGCUAUCUCCGCCUUUGUCUCGCCAAUGCAACGCCAGUUUGAUGGGAGUGGGACAUUCUCCACCGUUCACUGUCGCAGGGGCCAUGACAGCAUCAAAGUUAGUGGCGUCGGUGUGGACAGCAUCCGUUUUGCCGAGGAAACCAUUGAUUUGUCGCUAGUUGAGCAAAUUGUAGAGGAGGGACAAGUGAACGCCAUUGCUCAGUGCCUCGCCAUGUUGUAUGACGGGGAGGAAAAUGGCAUCAGAACCAUCCUUGCGAAGGGGAAAUCGCUGAAGUUGCUUUAUUCACCUUCGGGCGGUAGCGAACCACGUAACGUGCCCUUUUACUCGGAAUUCGCUGCAUUGAUUGAGGGCUGUGACGCGGCAUUGCGUGAUGCACGACUGGAGGCGCGAACGCCAUCGUGUUAUUUGCCACGUGGCUUCACAUCAGCGGCGAGGCGGUUUGAAAUUGGCGCCGCACUCAACCGAUUGCGCACACUCCGGACCCUCACAGCAGCCAUGAAGUGA
Molecule: messenger RNA, 1986 nt
Organism: Trypanosoma cruzi
Lineage: Eukaryota; Euglenozoa; Kinetoplastea; Trypanosomatida; Trypanosomatidae
Exons: 1
Coding region: 1-1986 (661 amino acids)
Source: RefSeq, a predicted model, not a curated record